CAUUGACAAGCUGGACCAAUCGGAAAGCAAAGGAGGCGGGGACUGGGAGUCGCCGGCUGUGGUUGGGGUCAUUCAGUCUCUGCGAAAGGCGCUGCCGGGCGUCCGGUCUACACAUCUCACCCGACCAACCCUUCUGCAGGAUGACCCGGGACGUGGGUCUGGACGAUGAGCUCCCAGAUUGGGCCGGAGCCAAGGAGUUCUACCAGAAGUAUGACCCCAAGGAUGUUAUUGGCAGGGGAGUGAGCAGUGUGGUCCGGCGAUGCAUCCACAAGCAAACAGGGCAGGAGUAUGCGGUGAAGAUUAUCGAGGUAACCCCAGAGCGCAUGACUCCACAGCAACUGGAGGAGGUGCGCUCGUCAACCAGCAAAGAGAUUGCCAUCUUGCGCCAGGUCUCUGGCCAUCCCUUCAUCAUUACUCUUAUAGAUUCCUAUGAGACCUCCACCUUCAUGUUCCUGGUAUUUGAUUUGAUGAGGCGUGGAGAGCUUUUUGACUACCUUACCGAGAAGGUAACCCUGAGUGAGAAAGAGACUAGGUGUAUCAUGCGAGCACUUUUGGAGGCCGUGAGCUACCUUCACGCCAACCACAUCAUCCACCGAGACCUCAAGCCCGAGAACAUCCUUAUGGAUGAUGAACUCACCAUCAAGCUCUCAGAUUUCGGCUUCUCCUGCCACUUGGAGCCGGGGGAGAAGCUGCGAGAGCUGUGUGGAACGCCAGGCUACUUGGCUCCCGAGAUCCUAAAAUGCUCCAUGGAUGAGACGCACGCUGGAUAUGGGAAGGAGGUGGACCUUUGGGCCUGUGGAGUCAUCUUUUUCACUCUCUUGGCCGGCUCUCCUCCUUUCUGGCAUCGCAAGCAGAUGCUGAUGCUCCGGAUGAUCAUGGAAGGGCAGUAUCAGUUUGGCUCGCCAGAGUGGGAUGACCGGUCGGACACAGUCAAGGACCUGAUUUCACGGCUGCUUCAGGUGGAUCCAGCAGAACGUUUGACAGCUGAACAGGCUCUGCAACACCCUUUCUUCCAUCGCUAUGGGAAGGAGUGCCGGCAUUUCAGUCCCUAUCGCAAAUUCAGGGUCAUUGCCUGGACCGUGCGGGCCUCUCUCCGCAUCUUCUCCAACUACCGGCGGGUGCGGCCCGUCACCAAGGAGCUCCUGCUUAGUGACCCCUAUUCGCUCAAGGGGGUGCGCAAGUUGAUUGACGCAUGCGCCUUCCGCAUCUAUGGGCACUGGGUCAAAAAGGGUGAGCAACAGAACCGGGCUGCCCUCUUCGAAAACGUCCCAAAGGCCAUUCAGCUCGUCCUGCUCAGUGCGGAAGGCGAGGAAGGCCCUUCAUCCACGGUGGACGACCCUCCCAACUAGGGAGCAGAUGAAGACUAGUUGCAGGCUCCUGCAAGGGAGGCGGGCAGGCAGAGGGGGCCCUCUGACCUGUUCCCUUACCUCCUCUCAGCCGAAUGGCAAGACAUUGGGCCCUCCUGUGGGAGGUCCACUUGCCCUUGCAUGCAAAAGGGUCCAGUUUUCCAGGGCACAGGCAAGGAUUUUGGGAACUUGAGUUCGUGGCGAAUCGGAACAAGGCUUCCCUAAUACUUCUCGAAAGGCCAAGCAAUCCUAUAUUAAUGUGAGUAGGAGUACAGAGCACCAAUAUUAUUUCAUGUGUAAAUAUUAGGCAGACUUGUUGGGAGUCUGACAUCAGUUCAGUGCAAGAACUGAAGCUUUUGGACCUCAGUUCUUCUCACUUCUUUUCUCAUCGCCAAGGGAACAAGCAUCAUGUCCAGUCAGUGUGGGUGGGAUUUUGGGAUCAGAUCUGGUCCUUCACUGUGGAAUCAUGACAUUUUUUGCAGUUGUAUCAUUCCUCUGCCCACUCCCUCCAUGAAGCCAGAAUUGGAAUAAAAAUGGAACAAUUCCAAAACCGA
Anolis sagrei ordinatus is the source of this 1900-nucleotide messenger RNA. RefSeq names its product phosphorylase kinase catalytic subunit gamma 2 (gene PHKG2). The record is from RefSeq and is a predicted model, not a curated record. Lineage: Eukaryota; Metazoa; Chordata; Lepidosauria; Squamata; Anolidae. Gene Ontology annotation, cellular component: phosphorylase kinase complex. Gene Ontology annotation, biological process: glycogen biosynthetic process; protein phosphorylation. Gene Ontology annotation, molecular function: calmodulin binding; phosphorylase kinase activity; ATP binding.